AUGGGCAAAACAUACGGUCCUGUCAUGACUGCUUGGAUGGGUCCAUCGCCACUUAUAGUCCUCACUGGCCAAGCUUCAAUCUGGGAAGCCCUGGUUAACCAGGCCGCCAAUUUUUCUGGUCGCCCUCUAGUCUACUCUAGGAAAUUUACUAGUGCCUCUUUCAGGACUAUGAUUAGUUCUCCCUACAAUGAGCACUGGACUAAGCUCAGAAAGGUUCUACGCAACAAUGUUCUCAACCCCGCCCAUGUUGCACUUCAGAGCUCUUUUCACCAGGCCACUGUGAAGAAACUCAUCAACAAAUUAGAAAAAGAGAUGAAAGAGAAGAAUGGCGUGAGGAAGAAUUCAUUUUCUCUUGCUCGUUUCUUUGUUCCUUCAUCAAUUAGAACAGAGAGGAAAUUGAAGUCUCUGCGAGAUGAUAUUCUGCAUCUCCUGUUGCCUUGCAUCCGAUAUGCUCGUAGUUAUAAAGAAUACUUCAAGCGAAGUGCUCCCAGUAGUUUCUUGUAUUGUUUACUGUCCAUCGCCGAAGGGGAGGAAGGCGAAGAUAAGUCAAAGUUAUCCGAUGAAGAAAUAGCUUUCUGUAUAUAUGAGCUAUUCGUUCUAGCAGUGGACAGCACAUCUACGGACAUAGAAUGGGCUCUGGCUUACCUGAUAUCCAACCCACACGUCCAAGAGAGAGCAAAUCAAGAAAUAAGCCAAGCGGUGGGGAAAGGAAAAGGUGGGUUGUUCAGUUUAGAGGAUUUGAGGAAGCUACCAUACUGGCAAAGUGUGGUGAAGAAGAUACUGCGAAAAGAAUCGAUCGCCCCACUUGGGAUUGUUCACCAGACGGAAAACGAGUGUAAGCUGAUGGACGUCACCAUACCUGCAAAGUCAGCAGUCGUUGAUCCUGACGAUUUCAGGCCUGAAAGAUUUUUGGACAAGAAUGAGUCAGAAAAGGUGAGAAUCGCAUAUCUUCCGUUUGGAGCAGGAAGGCGAGUGUGCGCAGGAAUGGACGUGACCAGCGUAUAUGUUCCCAUAACUCUUGCCAAUUUGCUUAAAUCAUUCGACUGGGGAUUUGUGAAGGAAGGCAGUCUUCCUGAUCUUAGUCGGGAUGUUUCAAGUCUGCUCAUGUUCAUGAAGUAUCCAUUGGAAGCUCGAAUUACACCUCGCCCAUCAUAA
Messenger RNA from Cryptomeria japonica (Japanese cedar), 1155 nucleotides. Its product is annotated as (S)-canadine synthase-like. The record is from RefSeq and is a predicted model, not a curated record. The coding region runs from base 1 to 1155 and encodes 384 amino acids. Gene Ontology annotation, molecular function: monooxygenase activity; oxidoreductase activity, acting on paired donors, with incorporation or reduction of molecular oxygen; heme binding. Lineage: Eukaryota; Viridiplantae; Streptophyta; Pinopsida; Cupressales; Cupressaceae. The transcript is spliced from 3 exons.